Molecule: messenger RNA, 5710 nt
Organism: Gambusia affinis (western mosquitofish)
Lineage: Eukaryota; Metazoa; Chordata; Actinopteri; Cyprinodontiformes; Poeciliidae
Gene: tnks1bp1
Product: tankyrase 1 binding protein 1
Exons: 10
Coding region: 223-4821 (1532 amino acids)
Source: RefSeq, a predicted model, not a curated record
ACUUCAGAGACGCUCGAGCUGAGACUGGCGGAGGGAGUAUCCGCUGCUGGGUGGAGGUGUAGCUGCGGGCUGACGUCUUCAUACUGUGAAUGACUUGAAAGAAGACUAACAAAAACCACAGUCAGACAACAGCGCUUACGGAAAACAGAGGAACAAUUUCGUCCCUUAACUUCAUCCUGCGUUGAAUUGCAUGACCGCGUGAAGACACGAGAUACGUCAAUUAUGGAUACGACUAUUGAGGCCUCCGAGAGCGGAGACCUGCCUACAAAGCCAUCUCUGCCUCCCAAAUCCAGUCUCACUCCCAAACCCUUCUCUCUGCAAAAAAACAGCACAAUUCGCUCCAUCAAAGCUCCAAAAACUGUUUCCAGAACCGCUCCUACACCUAAGUCAGAAACAAGUCAGACCAAAAAAUUAGAGACAAAAAGUUCCCCGACCACCACUGUAACUACCCCUGCUAAAAAACCGCCUCAACCCAUCAGUUCUCCAGAGACUGCUCUCAAAACUGCUCCUACAGCUGAGCCAGAAGCAAGUCAGACCGAAAAAUCAGAGACAAAAAGUCCCUUGACCACUGGUGUGACCAUCCCUACUGAGGAACUGUCUCAGCCCAUCAGUUCUUCAGAGACUGCUCCCAAAACUGCUCCUAUACUUAAGUCUGCAACAAAUCAGAUUAAAAAAACAGAAACAAUAACUCCCACAACCACCAAAGUGAUCUUGUCUACUGAGGAACUGUCUCAACCCAUCAGUUCUCCAGAGACUGCUCUCAAAACUGCUCCUACAGCUGAGCCAGAAGCAAGUCAGACCAAAAAAUCAGAGACAAGAAGUCCCCAGAUCACUGGUGUGACCAUCCCUACUGAGGAGCUGUCUCAACCCGUCAGUUCUCCAGAGACUGCUCCCAAAACAGCCCCUACACUUAAGUCUGAAACUAAUCAGAUUGAACAAUCAGAGACAGAAAAUCCUACUGCUGUGACCAUCAAUGCUAAAAAACUGCCUCAACCCACUUCAGCCUCAGCUACCAAACCACAGCCUGCAAGUGUGCUGCCUAAAUCUCAACCAGAAGCAUCAAAAACAAGUGAAACACUUCAACAGAUUGAGAACAGUGUUGGUUCUGAGAGAGCCGCUCUGGAUCCAGCCACCAAAACAACCCCAACUAAAGAGGAACCCAAGUCAGAACCGGCGCAGAAGGACAUCAUCCAAACAAACCAUAAACCACCCACCAUUGCUGUUGCUAGCUCAGGGCAGAAAGAUGGAGAGGAGAAGCAAAGUGACACUCCAGUUUCUGUCAGCCAAAAUAUGGACGAGUCAAGCAGCAACGGUUCCUCCACAAACGAAUCAUUUUACCAGCGGGGAAGCGUAAGGAAGCGUCUGCCUAAGGCGCUCACCUCAAAGUUCGAGUCAGGCGGGAUCCCUCUGCCCCGUCAGUCUUUCAGGGCCGUUCCCAAACCCACCACCAAAGACGAAUCCAAUAAACCAGAAUCUUCUGACACGCUGCCUGUUCACGCAACACCAGAGCCUCCGAUCAAAGAGAGUGAUACUGAUGCAGAGGAUUUCACCGGCGGGAACAGCAUUAAGAAGAGAAUCAGUCUCCUGUUUGACGCUGUGUCAAAGCCGGAGGUCACGACCAAGAGAGAGGAGCCAGAAAUAACGAAUGGGAUCGGAGGAGUGAAGGAGCAGAUCAAAAACUGGGUGUCAGAAACAGUUCCAGAGGAUCAGAAGGUGGAGAAGAGUCCUCAGGCUGCAGACGGAGUUUGCUCCAAGGGGUUGAAGCCGGAAACACCAAGAGUGGAAGUUCCUGCAGCUGAAGAGACACCCACCCAGCCUGUGGACUCACGUUCAACAGUGUCCUCAUCCACAGGGAGUCAAAUUGAACCACCGAAGGAGGCACCAUUCAAAGAUAAACCCUUAGAGAAUGCAACAGAGACUCCAGCAGAGGCUGACAAGUCAAAGGAAGAUGAUUCCCAGGUGCAGAGCAACCACUUGGCUGCAGUUGAUGAGAAACACUUGGCCGAACUGAAGAGGAAGAAUAUGAAGAAUCGUCGCUCUGUUCGCUUCGGAACCGUGGUGGCAGAUGACGGUACACCUCCAGUGGUGCUGGGCUCGGAGCCAGAAUCCAGUGAAGAUGAAAGUGAAGAAGAGAACGCUGAGGUUGAAAGCAAGGAAAAAGUGGAGGACAGCGUUUCGAUGCCCGUCUACAGAAGAGUUGGCAUGCUCCAGAGGAAGGACGACGAGACCCAAAGUCAAGAAACUCUGAAGAACCAGCAGAAGGAGGAGGAGAGUGAACAUCCGAGACCUAAGAUGGGAGAAGAGUUGAAACAAAUGAAAGAUGAAGAAGCAAGGGAGAAAGAGAAGGCAAGAGAGGAUGAAUUGGAGAGAAAACGGUUAGAGCAAGAAAGAAGAGAAACGGAAAGACUUAGAGAACAGGUUGAAAAAGAAAGGCAAAUGGAGCUGCUGAGACAAAAACAGGUAGAGGAGGAAAGAGUGAGGCUGGAGGAAGAGCAGAGGAAAGAGGCAAGAAUGAGGGAAGAAAGAGAGAGACAGUGGCAGAAAGAUGAGGAGGAACGACUGAAAUUGGAAGAAGAUCAAAGACAGAAGGAAGAGGAGAGAAAAAAAAGAGAACUUGAGGAGCAAAGACAGAAAGAGGAGGAGAGAAAAAGAAGAGAACUUGAGGAGCAAAGACAGAAAGAGGAGGAGAGAAAAAGAAGAGAACUAGAGGAGCAAAGACAGAAGGAAGAGGAGAGAAAAAGAAGAGAACUUGAGGAGCAAAGACAGAAAGAGGAGGAGAGAAAAAGAAGAGAACUAGAGGAGCAAAGACAGAAGGAAGAGGAGAGAAAAAGAAGAGAACUUGAGGAGCAAAAACAGAAGGAAGAGGAGAGAAAAAGAAGAGAACUAGAGGAGCAAAGACAGAAAGAGGAGGAGAGAAAAAGAAGAGAACUAGAGGAGCAAAGACAGAAAGAGGAGGAGAGAAAAAGAAGAGAACUUGAGGAGCAAAGACAGAAGGAAGAGGAGAGAAAAAGAAGAGAACUUGAGGAGCAAAGACAGAAAGAGGAGGAGAGAAAAAGAAGAGAACUAGAGGAGCAAAGACAGAAAGAGGAGGAGAGAAAAAGAAGAGAACUAGAGGAGCAAAGACAGAAAGAGGAGGAGAGAAAAAGAAGAGAACUAGAGGAGCAAAGACAGAAAGAAGAGGAGAGAAAAAGAAGAGAACUUGAGGAGCAAAGACAGAAAGAGGAGGAGGAGAGAAGAAAAUAUGAGCAAAGCUUGAUGGAGCUGGAGAGAAAGAGAAAGGAAGAAGAGGAGAGACUCAGACAAGAAGAGCUGGAAAAAGAAAAGUUAAGACAGGAGCUGGAGAGGGAGCAAAUCAGAAGGCAGGAAGAGAAAGAGAGGCUGAGACAGGAGGAUGAGGAGAGAAAAAGGAGAGAGCUGGAGAGGAAGAUGCAGCAAGAAAAAGAGGAAGAGAAGGAGAGGAAGAAAAAAGAGAAAAUAAAGUUACAGAUGGAGAAAAAAAGGGCAGAAGAGCUGAAGAAAAAGGUGGAAGAGAGUCAGCCAAGAACAGAGGGGGAGAAUGACAAAAGAGGGGAAAAGCUCAUCAAUUUUGAUGCAGAAGAGCCUCCAGCAUCCCCCUCAUCACACGUCUCAAAGAACACAGAGGGCCUCAGCGAUGUCGUUUAUGAUGACUUCUCGAUCCAGAACCCUGUGCUCGACGUAGACUUUGACGACUUUUCUGUCAAACCCAGGAGGCGGACUUUACGGCCUAGGCAGGAAACUGCUCCCAUCAGCAGCGACUGGAGAGUCGAACCUCUGAGGAAAGACAACCUACUGGUGUCCUUCGACAGCGAACCUCAAGAAACUCAGCAAGAAACUCAGCAAGAAACUCAGCAAGAAACUCAGCAAGAAACUCGGCAAGAAAACAAACCAAAGCAACCAGAAACACUGUUGGUUCCCAUCCCAGCGCCAGAGAGCCCAGAGAAAGAGAAGGUUAAGAGGUUGUUGGCAGAGUUUGGUGUGAAGGAGGAGGCAGAUGAAGAGCCAGAGAACCUGGUGCCGGAGCAGCCUGUAGAAAUGAAGGAGGAGGAGAAGGAGAAUGUGGCAGAAAUGAAAGACAAGGGUGAAGAAAAGGACAAUAAAGAGCCACAGGUUAACAGCUACUUCACAAACGAUGAGGACAAACUCAUCCAGACUUUGUUGCACAAUGAGCAGGAUGGGAUUUCGGAACAAACGUCCGGACCUGACAGUCCAACUCCUGUCCCUGACCCAGUCCCUGAUGCCUCUGAAGAUCUGGAUGAUACCGAUUCUCAAAGAGAGCUGGAUUUAGAUGCAGUCUGUGAGAACUCUGCCCCUCUGCUUGACAACAGCUCACAAAAAUCUAAAGCGGUUUUGGGAAGGAGACUAACACGAACGCGUCCAUCUCGCUCUCUCAGAUUAGUGUCGGCUGAAGCUGCCAGAGUGACUGUCUAUAAUGAUGAAAAAGACAAACAGCCAGACUCAGAGGAGGAACCAUCCAAAUCAAAGCCUGUCUUUUCUUCUCCGCCAUCUACUCAGAGGGUCCCCAUGUUUCCAGGUCUGAGCCCUGCAGAUCUACUUAUUGGACUAAAAAAGAAAACCGGUGGCGUGGCAGCUGAAGCAGAAAAGGGAUCAGUAGAAGACAGAGGAGAACAAGAGACCGAAAGUCAAAAUAAGAAAGUCGCUCCAGCUCCAUCGCAGGUCUCAGGAUCUCCUCGCGUGGCGGCUCAACUCGCAGGAGCUACACGAGUGCUGCCCCCUGCAGUCAGUAAAGACGGAGGGUUUUGGCCUAAGAAGCGGAUGACUCAGCAGAAUGGUGAAACUUAACCACACAUAAGAGACACAGCUGUCACACUCUUCAGCGGGAAUUGGAUCAUUUCAGCUCCUUGCUGAUGGCAGAUAUAAUGAUGAUUGCUCCGUUCUGCACUACGAGUGCCUUACUUUGGAUCUUUCCUGAGAGAGAAGAAAUUGUGCUUUUUUUCUGGACACAGAGGCAACAUUGACCUUUUGUAUGUUAAAAAUGAAACAUGGUGCAAUGGGUGUGCGCAGAGGCUGCUGGAUGUUACUGCCAAGUAAAUAUUUCUCCAAGCACUGUGAGAGCUCUGUGGAUGUUUAAGUGUACUUUAGAGCAAAGCCAUUCUGUGUCUUAAUCUGUGAAUGUGAAAUCCAUCAUAGAGGAAAUGAUGGCACUACACCUCAUCAGAGUACUGAUUGCGCUUAUUAAAAUAAGGCACUUCCAUCCUCACACAACAUAGAUACGAUGACACAUAUGGCAAAAGCAUAGAAAUGUACAGAAUCACUAAGUGGAUGUGUGUUUUUAGUUUAAGUUGCACAGAUUAUUUUUAUAUCCUAUCACAAUUCUUCUCAAGGAAAGUUUGAAGCACUUUAACAAAAUAUUACCAUAUUUGCACCCAUGCAAUGAAAUUUGAGCAAUAGCAAAAUCAUGUUUGAAGCUACUUUUGCAGAGAUUUGAGUUUUUCUUGUGUUUUGUUACAACAGUGUCAGUUUCACAUUCUGUAGUUCUAUUUCUUUCUCUGGGGACAAUAACAGAUUCAGGAAGUGUGUGUGUUAUAUGUGUAUGUAUGUGUUCAGGACUGUAAAACUUAAAAAACCAUGUGCCUUUUUUAUUACUGGAAAAUUGUGACCAUUUUGGUCUUUAUAACAUGUUUAAUGGAAAUUAAGGGAACUUUAAUAAAAGUUUUUGGGGUUUUUUCUA